Messenger RNA from Emiliania huxleyi CCMP1516, 1947 nucleotides. RefSeq lists its product as hypothetical. Bases 1 to 1947 code for a protein of 648 amino acids. NCBI's taxonomy places the organism in Eukaryota, Haptophyta, Isochrysidales, Noelaerhabdaceae. Gene Ontology annotation, biological process: transmembrane transport. The record is from RefSeq and is a predicted model, not a curated record. The transcript has 11 exons. Gene Ontology annotation, cellular component: membrane. Gene Ontology annotation, molecular function: ATP hydrolysis activity; ABC-type transporter activity; ATP binding.
AUGUCCGUUGUCAAGCCCGAGCUUGGACUUCCGGCCGGCCUCCUGUGUGCCGGUUUCGGGAUGGCCAGCGGCAGUGACCUUUCUCUGUGCUUACGUCCCAGGCUUCUGCCUUUGGCCUCUUCCGUCGCUGCCUGCCGCCCGAUGCGUGCCUCUCUGCGUAUCCUCUCUGCCCUGUGCGUCGCCAACGGACUCGCCUCGCCUCUGCUCCGCGGCGCGUCCGCGCGCGCAAAGGGCGAGCCCGGCGUCGACAAGCCUCACGGGCUGCUCGCUGCGGCCACCUUCUCGUGGCUAGACCCGAUGCUGCACCUCGGUGCGACGCGGCCGCUGCAGCUGCCCGACCUCCCGCCGCUCGAGGCGCCGGGCCUGCCCACUCGCGCCGCCGCCGACAGUUUUGAAGAGCAGUGGGCGCGCCUGUCGGCGUCGUCCACGCCGACGGCGCUCAACGUCUCGGAGGUCGCCGUCGCGCUCUGGCGGUGCCACGGCGGUCGGUUCGCGUGGGCGGGCGGGCUCAAGCUGUGCUGCGACCUCUGCCAGAUCGCCUCGCCGCUCCUCCUCAAGCGGACCAUCGCCUUGCUCGAGUCUGGCGCAGGGCUGAGGCGCGGCGAGAUCACCAACCUGAUGGGCUCGGACGCGCAACGCAUCGCCGACCUCACGCCGUACCUGCACGCGCUCUGGUUCGCGCCGCUGCAGGCGACCGCCGCGAUGGCGCUCGAGCUGCGGCUGGCCGUGAUUGGAGCAAUGUUGCGGCUGAACAAGUCCAUCGCCGCGGCCACGUACCGAGUGCAGAAGCAGCUGCAGCUGGCGCGCGACGAGCGCGCGCGGCUGACCCGCGAGCUGCUCGGCGGCAUCAAGGCAGCGAUCAAGCUCAACGCGUGGGAGGCGCCGUUCGGCGGGCGGAUCGAGCGAGCGCGAGACGCGGAGCUCGGGCUGAUGCGGCGGCUGGUGAAGCUGCGCUCCCUCCUCUCGGCCCUGUUCACGUGCACGCCGACGCUCGUCGCCGUCGUCAUGCUCGCCGCCUCCACCUACGCGUACCGCACGCCGCUCACUCUCAAGACUGCGAUGACAGUGCUAGCGACGGUCAACCUGCUCCGCUCGCCGCUGGUCUUCCUCCCGCUCGUGCUGCAGUCGCUGCAAGAGGCUUCCCUCUCCUUUGGCCGCAUGGCAUCUUUCCUGCGGCUGCCCGAGUCCACCCCUCUUCCCGGCAACGAUUUGGCCGAAGUCGGAGUCGCCUUCCACGCCGCGACGCUGCACCUCUCGGCAACGGGCGGCCAGCUGGUUGGCGUCGCGGGCGCGGUGGGGAGCGGCAAGUCGAGCCUGCUGGCCGCGCUGCUUGGGGACAUGCCGUGCUCCCGUGGGUCUGUCCAGCUGCGCGGCGGCAUCGCCUACGCCGCGCAGACGCCGUUCCUGCUCUCUGCGACGGUGCGCGACAACAUCCUCUUUGGCAAGCCGUACGACGCCGACAGGUUUGCACGGGUGGUCAAGGCGUGCCAGCUGCUGCCCGACCUGGACAGCCUCCCGUUUGGAGAGCUGACGCUGCUCGGCGACAAGGGCGUUGCCCUCUCCGGAGGCCAGAGAGCGAGGGUGACGCUCGCGCGAGCGGUCUACUCGGACGCGCAGGUGGUCCUGCUCGACGACCCGCUGGCCGCGUGCGACCCGACCGUGGCACAGCGGCUGAUGCAGCGAGUCAUCGGCCCACGCGGGCUGCUCAAAGACAAGCUGCGCGUGUUCGUCUCGUCGUCGCUCGAGCCGCUUGCCGAGGCCGACGCGAUCCACGCCGCGGGAGGCGAGUUUGCGCGCCAGCUUGCUCUCAGCCGCGAGCAGAGGUCAGGCAUGCAGGCGGCGGAGGAGGGCGGCGAGGGCGCGGCGGCCGUCGAGGCGGCGGCGCACGAGGCGGCACACGAGGCGGAGGCGCCCCCCUCGCCUCCGCACGUCCUUUCGUCUCAGUAA